AUGGGCCUCUCUUCUGUUGCUCCUGUUAAAUUGCUCAUCUUCGCUCGACGAAGGGAAGGCAUGUCAAAAAAGGAGUUCGACGACUAUUGGAGAGGCCCUCAUGCUAAGCAAUUUAUGGAUCUCGACAUUGUGAAGAAGCACUGCACAAGAUACGAGCAGUAUCACGAUGAUGCGACGGUCAGAGCUGAAGCAGAGAGUGCAAUUGGUCUUCCGAACUCCGGUUGGGAUGGUGUUGCCUUCCUGGUGUUUGACUCAGCUGAAGGGGCGAAGGCAGUCUUCAACGAUCCUGACUUCCAGGCCUUUGCUGCAGCAGAUGAGCCCCGUUUUUGCUCGGCUCCUACACAGUAUCAGAUGCUGAUUGGAGACCCCGAAAUUAUUCAUAGCUCUUGA
This is a messenger RNA of Penicillium argentinense, 390 nucleotides long. Its product is annotated as EthD domain-containing protein. The coding region runs from base 1 to 390 and encodes 129 amino acids. NCBI's taxonomy places the organism in Eukaryota, Fungi, Ascomycota, Eurotiomycetes, Eurotiales, Aspergillaceae. Gene Ontology annotation, molecular function: oxidoreductase activity. The transcript has 2 exons. The record is from RefSeq and is a predicted model, not a curated record.